AUGGAUCACGUUCUGUUGAACUGUCCCUUCUCGGCUUCUAUUUGGGCGGAAGUCUUUCGUUGGUUUUUGAUUGAGAAACCUUUGCCGUUGAACGUGGGCAGCAUGAUUCGCUUCUCUAUCCACCAGAACAACAGCAAACAAGUUGGCAAUUUGUGGAAAGCUGGGGUGGUCUCUCUCCUCUGGAGUCUCUGGUCUCACCGCAAUAACGUCAUACACAAAAAUUUAGCACCUUCGCGCCACUUGAUUCUCAAGCAGGUCCGGGUUUUUCUUUGUGAAGCUGCCAACAAUUUUGUCCUUGGUACUAUGGCCAACUCGGUUUCUGAUCUUCUCAUUCUUAAGAAUAUUUCCAUCGCUGGACAACCCAGGAAGCCUUUCUCCUAUAUUUACGUUGCUUGGCACCUUCCACCGCCGUCUUGGAUUAAAGUUAAUACUGAUGGUUCGGUUCGUGAAGGGAGGAUUCAUGCGGGGGGCGUCUUUAGGAAUGCCUUCAAUGACGUUCUUGGUUGUUAUCAUUUCUCAGGCGGCCAGGGGGUUGCGUUCGAAGCAGAGCUUUUAGCUAUUAUUAUUGCGAUUGAAUCUUUGCAUCGUGCCAAAUGGGAGAGAGUUUGGUUUGAGUCGGAUUCUUCUUACGUAGUUCAGCUUCUUCAGUCGCACUCUGAAACGGUUCCUUGGAGAUUCAAGCCUCGGUGGCAGCUUGCUCUCUCCAAACUUUCACAUGGCGCAUUUCCCACAUUUUUCGUGAGGGCAACAGAUCGGCGGAUUUUUUGGCUUCUCAAGCUAGGAAAGAGGGUUUUUGGCCUCAUGCCAUUGCUGGUUUAA
Salvia miltiorrhiza (redroot sage) is the source of this 819-nucleotide messenger RNA. RefSeq lists its product as uncharacterized. NCBI's taxonomy places the organism in Eukaryota, Viridiplantae, Streptophyta, Magnoliopsida, Lamiales, Lamiaceae. Gene Ontology annotation, molecular function: RNA-DNA hybrid ribonuclease activity; nucleic acid binding. The record is from RefSeq and is a predicted model, not a curated record. The coding region runs from base 1 to 819 and encodes 272 amino acids. The transcript has a single exon.